GGAAGUGGCUCCCCGGAAGGAGUUUGUCUGCUUUCCUGGUCCUGGCUAACGCGGCGUGCUGACCCGCCGGCACCAUGCAGUCGGAUGAUGUUAUCUGGAAUACCCUAGGAAACAAGCAAUUUUGUUCUUUCAAAAUAAGAACCAAGACUCAAGGCUUUUGCAGAAAUGAGUAUAGUCUGACUGGGCUGUGCAAUCGGUCAUCCUGUCCUUUAGCAAAUAGUCAGUAUGCUACAAUUAAAGAAGAGAAAGGACAGUGCUACCUGUAUAUGAAAGUUAUAGAACGGGCAGCUUUUCCUCGGCGGCUCUGGGAACGGGUCCGACUUAGUAAAAACUAUGAGAAAGCACUGGAACAAAUAGAUGAAAAUUUAAUUUACUGGCCCCGCUUCAUUCGGCACAAAUGUAAGCAGAGGUUUACCAAGAUUACCCAGUACCUGAUUCGAAUUAGAAAACUUACGCUGAAGCGACGGAAGAAACUUGUUCCUUUGAGUAAGAAAGUGGAACGAAGGGAAAAAAGAAGAGAGGAAAAAGCGUUAAUAGCUGCCCAGCUGGACAAUGCCAUUGAGAAGGAAUUACUGGAAAGACUGAAACAAGACACGUAUGGUGACAUCUACAACUUCCCCAUCCAUGCCUUCGAUAAGGCCCUAGAGAAACAGGAAGCAGAGAGUGACUCUGAAGAAGAAGAAGAUGAGGAGGAAGAUGAAGAGGAUGUGGGGAAAAGAGAGUUUGUAGAAGAUGAUGAGGUAGAUGAGAGUGACCUGAGUGACUUUGAGGAUAUGGAUAAACUGGAUGCUGGCAGUGACGAAGGACAGGAUGAAGAAUCCUCCAGUGAAGAAGAAGAAGAAGAAAAGGCCCUUAAGGCCAAACACAAAGGCAAAGCACCCUUGAAAGGACCUUUGCGGAAAAAACGGGCCUAUGUGGAAAUAGAGUAUGAGCAGGAGACAGAGCCCAUGACCAAAGCCAAAACCACAUGAGUUCCCUUCACGAUUUAUCCUGAAAAAUCAACACUUUCCACUGUGCUCUUUUGUGCUAUAUUUCAUACAGUAUUUAUAUUGUUAAUAUUUAUGUCACUUCAGUGGACCAAAAACCUGGAGUGAGAGGAGAAGAGUCUCAAUUGUACAGUAUUUUUUUUAAUACAUGUGCUGUAACAGAGGGAGCCCAAGGGGCCUAAUUGAUGAAUUCCUGGAGCUGGAAUGACAUUGUGCCUGUAAAUAUUUCUGAAUUACAAGUGCUAAAGUCUCCCCCUCCCCAUUUUUACUUAGAAAUGACAUUGUUUCUUUAUCCCUUUUGGUUUUUUAAGGCAAGGUUUCUCUGUGUUGCCUGGGCUGUCCUGGAACUCUUUCUAGAUCAGGCUAGCCUCAAACUCAGCCUCUGCCUGCUGAGUGCUGGGAUUAAAGGUGUGCCACCACACUGGCUUCAAUUUCUUUUUUAUUUUCUUUCUUGUUCAGUUUCUCUUAUAAGGAUAAACUGAAGGAAACAAAGUUGUAACUUACAAUCUUUAAUAUAAAAAUAGAAUUUUCUGUAACUCCAUCCAUAUGAUCUGGGAUAGGAAAAGCGCCCUUUCUUGCUGGUUCCUUAUCUAAGAGUCAUCACAGGGAACAGCUGCAGAGCUCUGCUGCACUCUCCUGAUGCAGUUCACCACUGUGCGGUCUUCACAGGAUAGGACAAUUUUAGACAGAAGAACCUGAAACAUGAAACCAAACAGACAUUCAUUUGUGUAAAACCUGUUUUCCCCACUGUCUCUUUUCCCACAUACUCAGUGAGAGGUGCAUGGCACUAAGGUUAAAUGUCUCCGUCAGAACAGAUGUCACUUAAAAAUUGUCCCAUGCUUGUAAGUAGCCCAUUGGCUCUCAAGAGCCUGCUUCAUCCCAGCCAAAACAACUCAAACUGGACUGGAAAACUGCACAAACAUAAAGGGCAGCAAUGAAAUGUUUUAAUAAACUGAAAAAACUGGCCAGGUGUUGGCGUACACCUUUAAUCCCAGCACUCGGAGGCAGGAGCAGGCGGAUCUCUGAGUUCAAGGCCAGCCUGGUUUAUAGAACAAGUUCCCGGAUAGGCUCCAAAGCUACACAGAAACCCUGUCUUGAACCCCCCCCCCCACCAAAAAAAAACCGCUGUACAUAUUUUGGGGCAUGAAUUUCUUCUCAUGCUCCUUUAAUCUUUGAUGGAAAUUAGUCUUUUAAUUAUAUGUAAAUACACAGUAAAGAUACCAUAAACUACUCUGAGAAUUUUGUAGAAGAUGAAACUAAAGAAUUUCUUGCUGGUAAACUGAGUAUCUGCAAACUGGGGAGAUAGGUCAGUGGGAGGAGCACUGGGGCCUGAUUUCAGUUCCAUAUUUAAAUUCCAUGCUUGUCAUAAGUGGGAGCACACACCCAUAACUGCAGUAUGGGGAGGAGACAAGCAGAUCCUCAGGGACCACUUGCCCACUAGCAAGCCAGCCAGUCAAGCCUGCUUGCAGAGCUCCCUGUCAGAUUCUGUCUAAAAGGGAAAGUGGAGAUGGUACUUCAGGAAUGACACCCCAUGUCACCUUUUUUACCUACACAAGCACACAUGAGACAAACAUCUCUGAGGUGCCACCAUGGGUACACUGUGGUAUCUCAAUUAAAGUAUUCCUCCUUGGCAGCUUA
Molecule: messenger RNA, 2624 nt
Organism: Cricetulus griseus (Chinese hamster)
Lineage: Eukaryota; Metazoa; Chordata; Mammalia; Rodentia; Cricetidae
Source: RefSeq, a predicted model, not a curated record